Molecule: messenger RNA, 1465 nt
Organism: Quercus lobata
Lineage: Eukaryota; Viridiplantae; Streptophyta; Magnoliopsida; Fagales; Fagaceae
Exons: 1
Coding region: 120-689 (189 amino acids)
Source: RefSeq, a predicted model, not a curated record
AGUUUCCUUCUUCCAUCUUGAGAUAAGUGUUCAAAGUUAUACCACUCAUCAAAGUCAUUUCAAUUGCUCUUAUUGUGUGAUCUCUUUGUUCCUUUAAGAAAGUUAUUGUAUUGUUUAUCAUGGCACCACAUGGAGAGGCUAUUGCUAGCUCUUACAGUAGAAGCAACAACUUCUCCAAGCCACCAAGACUCUCAUCCGAUAGCCUUAAAAGAACAGUUUCAGACAUUUCAUUCGAGCUUAGCAAAGAAGGGAUUGAUUUAACAGCACUCCCACCAAUAUCCGAGGUUGAAAAUGCAAGGUGCGAGUGCUGUGGCAUGUGCGAGGAGUGCACGCCGGAGUACAUUGAGAGGGUGCGAAACAAGUUCUCCGGGAAGUGGAUAUGUGGGCUGUGUACUGAAGCAGUGAAGGAAGAGAUGGAGAAGAAUGGAGGGAAGAGAGAAGAGGCUUUGAGUGCACAUAUGAGUGCAUGUGUUAGGUUUAACAAGUUUGGUAGGGCUUAUCCAGUUUUGUUCCAAGCUGAGGCCAUGAGGGCAAUGUUGAAGAAGAGCAAAUUGGAAGGGAGAGGUGUGAGGGGUAAGUCUAUUAGUCCUAGAGACAAAGGAGGGCAAAAGAAGGGUGGGAUUGCUCGAAGUUCAAGUUGUAUUCCAGCGAUCACAAGGGAGAUCAGUGAUCUCACCAUGGCCAAUUGAGCCUUUAAAAGGCUCUUGCAUUCCUAUCUAUCUUUGGAGGGACAUGAUUCUUUAUAUUUGUGAACAUGUUCCUUCUCUAUUCUAACUAGUAUAUAUAUAUUUCUCCAUUUAAACCUUUUUAAAGCCCUAUGCUUGGAUUUUGCUAAUUCCACAAUGAAAAUCCAGAUGUCCCUCCUUAAGCUUGGAUACUCUUUCACCAUCUAUUCUGUGGACCAACCAUUUAGUUACCUUACCAAGGUUUUUUUUGAGUUAGUCCUAAGUUUUAGUGCAUCUUUCUUCUAUGGGGCUUUUUGACAAUUCCUUGCGUGAUUUGGUUCUGACUUUCCCAUCUCUUAUACCUUCUAGGGUUAUGUAGUAAACGAGGUUCAAAACCUUAAAUCUCACCCCUCCAAGGUUUUUAUGGGUUGGACCAAAUGCUCAUUUACAAGCCAUUUACCCUACUUUUUUACCUUCCCUUUUUUUGGGUUAUGGGCACUCUGUCAGUCUUUCUUAUUCCCUUGCUAGUUCAUGCAUGUUAACUAUAAAUAUGGUCAUCCAACAAUUACGUAUAUGCCAAAUUAACGUCAGUGAUUGUGUUACAUUAAACUUACAAUCUGUGAGUAACAAAGGCUUUAGUUGUUAGAUGUUGUGAAGAGCUGCCACCAUAUGUUCCUCACUUUUACUCUAACCUCAGGGUCAUCAGUAUUUGUAACCAGGCAUAUCCAGUUUGUGGGUGCUAGAAUAUUAAACAUGUAUCUCUAGAUUCUCUUCAAUAAAGUACUUUCAUUUUACUUGUA